This is a messenger RNA of Ustilaginoidea virens, 1146 nucleotides long. RefSeq lists its product as uncharacterized. Bases 1 to 1146 code for a protein of 381 amino acids. NCBI's taxonomy places the organism in Eukaryota, Fungi, Ascomycota, Sordariomycetes, Hypocreales, Clavicipitaceae. Gene Ontology annotation, cellular component: RNA polymerase I complex; RNA polymerase III complex. Gene Ontology annotation, biological process: DNA-templated transcription. The record is from RefSeq and is a predicted model, not a curated record. Gene Ontology annotation, molecular function: DNA binding; protein dimerization activity. The transcript has 2 exons.
AUGGUCUCGCCCCAACUGGCUAGUUGGCGCAGUCCACCCAGCGCGGAGGAGCUAGAGCGACGCAACACUGUGGGCAUAAACCUCGAGACUGUCACUGAUGUAACCUCUGUCGAUUUCCCAGGCCACUACCCAGGCGAGGACCUCGCCUACAGCCUGGACCGCUUCCGGGACGGCUUCUCCGUCGAGUUCCACCGGAACGAAGCCCUCAACGCCUCCUUCUCGCUGAUGGGCAUCGAUGCCUCGCUCGCCAACGCGUUCCGCCGCAUCCUGAUUUCCGAAAUCCCCACGUUGGCCGUUGAGAAUGUCUACGUCGAGAACAACACGUCCGUCAUCCAGGACGAGGUGCUGGCGCACAGGCUGGGCCUGAUUCCCUUUGACGGCGGCCGCCAAGGCCUGCACAACUUUCUCAAGUGGCACAAGAAGCCGGAGCCCGGGGAGGACCCCUACGCCGGCUGCUUCGACUGGAACACCGUCCGGCUGGAGCUCAACGUCACCUGCACGGUCAACCCGGACGCCGCGCCCGACGAAAAGGACCCCCUCAAGGCCUACAACAACGCCCACGUCUACGCCCGGGACAUUGUUUUCGUCCCGACCGGGAAGCAGGUCGAGUACUUCAGCGGCGACGACGCCAUCGCGCCGGUCAAUCCGGACAUACUCAUCGCCAAGCUGCGGCCGCCGCAGACCAUCAGCUUGUCCAUGCAUAUGCACAAGGGGAUCGGGGCGGAUCACGCCAAGUUCUCCCCCGUCGCCACGGCAUCGUACCGCCUCAUGCCCAUAAUCAAGAUCCUGAAGCCUAUUCUCGGCGACGACGCCGUCAAGUUUGCCCGAUGCUUUCCCCAGGGAGUCAUUGGCUUGGAGCAGGUGACGGCCGAGGAGGCCGCGCAGGCCGGUAGCGGAUACGAGGGUCGCGUUGGUGAGCAAAAGGCAGUGGUGAGGGACCCUAUGAAAGACACGGUGAGCAGGGAGUGUUUGCGGCACGCCGAGUUUGAAGGCAAGGUGAAGCUCGGCCGUAGGCGAGAUCACUUCAUCUUUUCCAUCGAGAGCACCGGUCAGUGGGACAGCGACGAGCUGUUUCUCGAGUCGGUAAAACACCUCAAGUUGAAGUGUAAGAAAUUGGAGCAGCAGGUCGUCAAUAUGGCAAGGUGA